Molecule: messenger RNA, 7894 nt
Organism: Passer domesticus (house sparrow)
Lineage: Eukaryota; Metazoa; Chordata; Aves; Passeriformes; Passeridae
Gene: TOM1
Product: target of myb1 membrane trafficking protein
Exons: 16
Coding region: 5179-6627 (482 amino acids)
Biological process (GO): signal transduction
Cellular component (GO): endosome; membrane
Molecular function (GO): ubiquitin binding; phosphatidylinositol binding; clathrin binding
Source: RefSeq, a predicted model, not a curated record
CUUGCUCAUUCUUGCUGUUCACUGCUUGUCAGACCUUUGCUGUUUGCUGUGACCAUCCAGUCCCACAUUUGGUGUCCUUGCAUGGGUGAAUAGGAGGCUGUGCCUGGACGGGGAACAGAGCAAGCAGCUGCUUUAAGUAAUGCUUUUAUUACAAUGAUUUUAGAGGCUACCCUAACACUGUCCCAAAGUGUGUCAGGGCAUUGUGAUGUGCCACUCUGGUGUUGGGACAGAUAGGUGAGAUCCAUUACAGCCAGGUGGUGGAAGGAUCAUGAGGGAAGACUUUGUGUUACCAAAAUCCUCCAGAUUAUCUUCAACACACCCCCAGAAGGACAUCACAUGUUUCAUCACAUGUUCCAGGAGAAGCCAUCUCCUGCCCUUUCCUGAAUGAAUGCUCUUUGUUCCCUCAGUGAGUGUAUCAGAUAUGUCCUUGUGUUUGGGUAGAGGCAAUCUGAAGGUUGCCUCACAGAUCUGGUCAGUUUAGUAACUAGAUUGUAAGUGGGUUAUACCUCUAGGCUUUGUUUCAAUUAAAUAAGGGAUUCCCAAGCAACAAACCAACAGCAAAGAAGAGAUAAAAAGAAAAGAUAUUUCAAAAGUGUUCUCCGAGAGGAGCUGAGAAGCAGAGGUGUGACACUAGGGAGAUCUUACUGACAAUCUUACUCGGGGUUAUGGGAGUCCAAAGAGGUGGAGGAAUUACAGCGUGUGAGAAAGGAACUUUCUGGAGGACUUGAAAGGGGUGGUGAUUGAAAAUAUGAAUCUUUUCUCCUUUUGAACACUGCCUAUCAGCAUCCUGGGGACGUGGAUAAAUGCUAUCUUCCCUGGUUAGUUUGGGACGCAGACAUGACUUCCCCAAACUCGUUUGGUUGGUCUGUGGCAGCUGCGUGUCCGGCCCGUGAGCCUGAUCACCAAACUGCACAGUGCUGCUGCCCUGGGCUGUCUGCAGAAGGAUAAUGCUGCGUCCUUGUCAAUAAUUUGGGCAAAGUCAUGUAUGCUUGAUAUAGCUUAUGAAGUCUAAAAUAGCUUUAGAUGAAGGCUAAGGAAAAAAAAAAGUCCUCUGUGGCCGCUGCAUCAACGUUCUCAAAUUCCUUCAUUAAUGUUAAUCUAGUAAGACCCAUUUAUUUUGCUGACUAGGAAAGCAAUGCUCAGAUAAUCUCAGUGAUCUGUCACAGCAUGAGUCAGUUGCAGAGGAGUAGGUUUUCUAGUUUCUUACUCACAGUUCUGAGAUUCAGUCACAAAAGUUGCCUCUCCUGUUUUUGCACCGUGAUGUCUCUAGCAAAGUGAGAGGAAUACAGACUUGCUUGUUUGGGAUUUUUUUCAUUUGUUUCUGUUUUGUGGUGGUUUUUUUAAACGCCAGUGGUGAGUGAUAAAGCAUCACUCAAAGACUGGUAAAGCAUCAUAGUUCAGAUUCCCACCUGGAAAGGGAAAUCCACUAUACCUCCACCUAGGAGCUAAGAGAAGCUUUUUUUCCCAUUUUCAAAAUAGAAAAUAUAAUUUCAAGAAGGUGAAUUGUCUCUGAGGGAGAGAAUGGAGAAGAAACCACCAAUGGUCUCUCCUCACCCUGGAAAUCUAAAAUAACUAGUAAUUAUAGCAAUACCAAAAGGAAUAGAGGCAGGUUAUUUCAGUGGGUGAGGGCAGGCAAGGGAUAGAAGUAACAGUGUAGCACAGAGGUGACACAGAUGUUUUUUAUGGAUGGGGGUUAUUUUAAGCAUGAGGACCAGGAAAAGUUGAGACUGUAAAGAGGGAGCAAGUAAGUAAGGCUCCUGGGUGAGGAAAAGAGGCAGAUGCAAGACAAUAUACCAGAAAAAUCCCCACAACCUUUUGGAUCCCACCUUGCAGCUGUUCAUGCACCCCUCUGUGGGCUCUGUGGGUCCCUGCAAGGUUGUACUUCUCAAAAAGGCAUUGCCUUGUCUUCUGUGCCUGCUCUGUCUGGAGGAAAAGGGGCAAAGGCAUCAGUUGAAGAGUCACUUGAUCCCUGAGAAUUUGAGCUGAUUCACAGGAAAGGAGCAGGAGUUCAGAGACACCCAUACCCACACCACUGUGUCAACACAGUCUGUCCACCCCCAUGCUUGAGUUAGGUUUGGAGCUGUAUCUCUGGUCUCUCUAGAAUGCACACUGUCCUCUCAGGCUUUGGGGGAAGGAUACAGCUAAAUGGUGAAGUCCUGACAGAGCUGGUGCUGAAGUUCCCUCAAGGGAAGUCAAAGCAUGAGGCUGGUACAGGGUGCUGAUUUGGGCCUGUGAGUUUGUGAACUUGAAGGGAAGUUGGAAGAAGGGACAUCUUGCAUUGCUUUGUGCUGAACCUGAGCUGUGAUGAACGGCUGGUGUCCUCAAACACCUGUUGAAAGGGGUGAGAAGGUGCUUGAUGCUUUGCUGAGGAACUUAGAGCCAGCAGGGAGCUGGCUGCACUCUUUGAAGGCUUCACUUGGAGGAGGAGCAGGGCAUGUCACAGGCAAAGGAUUUCUGAGCAGCAUCUGGCUGAUUAUGGGUGCUUCAGGCCUGGGGUGGGGAGCAAAGGGGACAGGAGCCCGCAGAGUACCUUCUGUCCCUGGCUCCUGUACCUCCCCACACUUCUGACUGCAGUGCUGGUGUGCUGCUGCAGGGACAGCUGAGUGGGAUCCCCAGCCCCAGAGUGUGCUCUCCCCUGCCACCAGGGCAGACACAAUAACCUUGAAAAGAAGCAAACUUGUGGAAUGUAUUCGUAGCACAAAGCAGAGUACAGCUCCUUUGUGCCAGUUAUGCCAAGUGUUUGGAGUUCUUUGUUAUCUGCUGGUUCUAAAUAACUUUUAUCACCUAGCUGCAGUCAGCAGGAGCACAUCCAGUGCCACGCAGGAAAAGAGUCGAUGCUCUGCUUCAACCCAUACCACAGUCCUGCGUGGUUUGGGUCGAUCUGAGCAAUUUGUGAGGCAGCAGACUGGAAUCAAGAAACCCCAAUGCUGUCACACCCGGGGAGCUGGACUGGCUGCCAAAGCAAUGUGGCCUUGGAGCAGCCCCAUGAAGGGCCUCCUGUACAUUCAGCAGCCGGUUGGUUUGGGGCUUGGAGGGGGAUGGCAUUCGCAGGCUCACGAUAACCUCUGCCAGGGGAAUUCUCUGCUGCAGGUCAGGCUCAGCUGGUAACACACACAAGUAGAUGCUGCCUGAUGACACCAGGCAGAGUGCUGGGCGUGUGGCAGUGCCCUGCCUCCUGUGCUCACUCUUUUUAGGGACUUGUCGCUGUCCCCAGCCAUCCUGGGCUCAGAUUUCCUGCAGAGCAGACAGCUCAUGUGCUAAUUACAGCUCAUGAAAUGGGGCCAGCCACCCUGAUCCUUCAUGUGACUAAUUAGACUUUGUUUCCUCCCCUUCUGCAGGCUUUACAGAAGGGCAAAGUUCAGGAUUUUGGAGAAAAUUCCAUAUCUUACUAGGUUGGACAGUCCCUUACAGCUUGGAAGAGAGCAAGGAGGAUUAGAAGGGCAUUAGCUUCAGCUUUCCCAAUGCCAGCUAGGCCAGGUCUUAACUUUUACUGGGUAAAUUCAAGCCUUUUGUCCUUGGAAUUGCCUCAGGGUCACAUUAUGUUUUCCAUAUGCUCUAAUACUGCUCUUCCAGCUUUGCAUUUUGUGCCCCUGUGUUGUGUUUAUGGCAGGUUUGCUGCUUUCCUGCAGCUCUCUCUUAAUGAAUGUAUGAACUAGGAUUAUGGUAGCAGGAUGGCCACAGUAUUGUGGGGUAACAGGGGCAGGGUGUGUCACUUCUGAGGAAGCCCAGUUUUGCCCUAAAUGGCCAGGCAGGUGAAGGAGCACGCAUGGUUUAUUUACAUUCCUUUCUGAAAAGCAAACCUGCUGCUCGACCUUGGCAGGAUUGGUGCAUUUGGAGGUAAAGGGUGGUGGGGAGGAGGUUAUAGCAUGCCACCAAUCAUUGGGAAGUGAGGAAAGGGUGUUUGCAGAUUCAAUUCAUGUUUCUGUACAAUGCGAAGGAAGGUUGGGGAGAUUUGAACAGCAAGGAUUGAUGGUUAAGUGCAGGUUUUAUUUUGUCCUUUGUUUCUUCUGUAGCUCAGAGCUUCCAAGCAGGCUCAGCCCUGUUCCCAAGUUGUGGGUUUUUCCUUCUAUGUGCAGUGAGAAGAGUGGAUGUAGACUUCACUUCCCUGUAUAGUGGAUUUCUGUGAUUCACUGCCAGUGGCAGCAAACAGUGCAGGGAAAUUUCUGGCUCAUUUAAACCGUGAUGUGUCAUGAGCAGGGGAUCCCAGAGGAGAGUGCAAGUGAGGGGGGCUUUGUGACCACGUGAGCCAAACCCAUCAGACUGAGCUGAGCUGCAGCCUGCCUGCCAGCAAGGCUGGUGUCCCAGGGCAGGAGGAAGCCUGGAGCUCUGACAUUGUACUGAGCCUGAUCCCAAAGGAGCCCCAGUGGAAAACAUUUUCCCUCAUGUGUUACCACAGUUUCCCCAUUGACUGGUACAUGCCCUGGUGCACCAGACAUGCCUGUUGCCCUGGAUGUAUUCUCCACCACAUCACCAGUGCAAUCAGUGCAAUCCUUCCUCCUGUGCCUCACUGAGGAAGCUUGGAUCUGCCAGAGAUCAAGAUCCCUAUGUAAAGUUAAUACUCAAAGUGACAAAAGCUUACCUGAAUCAAGGAGCCUUAAGGUUACUCCAGUAACAGCCAGACCUUUAGAAAGGUGGAAGAGCAUCAAGAACAGUCUGCCACUCUCCUUCCCUGUCUGCCCUCUUCCAUCUGGCUGUGGCCACGAUGUCAUCAGCAUAAUCACUGUGUAAUCAAUGCAUUCUGUAGCCAACCGAAAAGGUGGUGGCUGGGUUGUGAUAAGAUGCAGAUAGUUUCACACUGUGGUGUGCAAUCUGUGGGAGGGACACGUGUAUAAGAGGCUGCAUUGUACAGUGGUGUGAAUAGCUCUGUGCCUGACCCUAAACAGGACAUGGUGGAUGUGCUUACCCAGGCAGGAGUUAAAAAAUCUUCUUCCUGUGUUACAGCCUUAUCUCGUUACUCUGUGAAUGGGCAUUUAAUUUCAUUCCUACACAGGGAUCAUUAGCUUCUGGGUCAAAAGCAGAAAAAGGCAGCUCUGCAGAGGAAGGACCUCUCAAAAGGGGUAGAGGACUCACAGCAGCAAGGGAGAGUCGCAGAUUUUGCAGGGACAGCAGUUGUGAAAAUGCAGGCAUUUCUAGAGAGCUACUGAUGGGUCUCUGCGGAGUGAGGACUGGGCUCUCAACAUGGAGAUCUGUGACAUCAUUAACGAGACUGAAGAAGGGCCCAAAGAUGCAUUCCGAGCCAUUAAGAAGAGAAUUGUAGGGAAUAAGAACUUCCAUGAAGUUAUGCUGGCUUUGACGGUUCUGGAGACCUGCGUCAAGAACUGCGGCCAUCGCUUCCACGUCCUUGUGUCCAGCCAGGACUUUGUAGAAGGUGUCCUGGUGAGAACAAUCCUGCCAAAGAAUAAUCCACCUGCCAUAGUGCAUGACAAGGUGCUGACCCUCAUCCAGUCCUGGGCAGAUGCCUUCCGCAGCUCUCCAGACUUGACUGGUGUCGUUGCUGUCUAUGAAGACCUGAGACGGAAGGGUUUGGAGUUCCCCAUGACUGAUCUGGACAUGCUGUCACCUAUCCACACACCACAGAGGACUGUGUAUAACUCCAAUUCUCAAUCUGGACAGAACUCACCUGCAGUCAACUCCCCUCAGCAGAUGGAGUCCAUCCUCCACCCUGUCACCCUGCCCCCCGGGAGGGGCACAUCCAGCGAUGCGCCCAUCACACCCACACCAGAGCAGAUCGGGAAGCUGCGCAGUGAGCUGGAAGUGGUGAAUGGGAACACAAAGGUGAUGUCGGAGAUGUUGACGGAGCUGGUGCCAUCCCAGGCCGAGCCUUCUGACCUGGAGCUGCUGCAAGAGCUGAAUCGGACAUGCAGAGCCAUGCAGCAGCGAGUCCUGGAGCUGAUUCCCCGUGUCCUCCAUGAGCAACUCACCGAGGAGCUGCUCCUCAUCAAUGACAACCUCAAUAACGUGUUUCUGCGCCAUGAAAGGUUCGAGCGACUUCGGACAGGACAGCCUGUUAAGGCACCAAAUGAGGCAGAGAACAGCUUGAUUGACCUGGGACCCAAUACUCCUUCAGCACUGAAACAGCCUGAAGUCACCAGCAACCUUUCCUCUCAGCUGGCUGGAAUGAACCUGGGCUCAAGCAGUGUAAGUGCAGGGCUGCACUCCCUCGACACUUCUGGCAAGCUGGAAGAAGACUUUGACAUGUUUGCCCUGACCCGUGGCAGCUCGCUGGCUGAGCAGCGCAAAGGGGUUAAGUAUGAAGACCCCCAAGCCACCAAAGGCCUUGCUGGUGCCCUGGAUGCCCGGCAGCAGAACACAGGAGCGGGGGAGUCUGGUGCCUCUAGUGAUGGAGCCCAGCUGACAAAGUGGAUGAUGCGUCAAGGAAUGGUACCAGUUCCUCAAGCCAAUUUCAUGGAAGACAUAGAAAAGUGGCUCUCCACUGACGUGGGAGAAUCAGAGGAUCCAAAAGGUGUCACCAGUGAAGAGUUUGACAAAUUUCUGGAAGAGCGAGCGAAAGUUGCGGACCGCCUCCCCACUUUGUCCAGCUCCUCAGCAGGGACGUCUCUGUCCCCUCCUGCUGCCAGCCACCAUCGGAAGCAAGCAAAGGAAGAUGAUGCUAUGUUUGCCUUGUGAAUGCUAUGGACUGGUGUGCUGUGGAGCAAGAGGCUGUGUGUGCUGUUUUGCUUGCCUCCAACCAGGGGCCAGCAGAGGAAGGACUCUGUCCCCUUCCUCCAUUCUCUUCCUGUUUUACCUUUGAGUUGGUUUUAUUUUUAAGCUGCUUUCAGACUUCAGAUAAUCUUUGUUGUGUUUAGGGAUAUCAUAUAAUAGACUUGUAAAGGGGGUUUCAAAGCUGCUAGAGCAUGUGGGAGUUCAGUGGGCUUUUCUUUUUAUGGUACAGUGUGGGCAAAGCAGAAGAAGCUCCGGAAGAAGCUCCCCCAUCCUACUCUCCAGUGAGGUAGUUAGAGAUCUUGCCCAAGAAGCAGGAGAGGCUGCAGUCUGCUGCUGAAAUCAUUCCUGCCUGCCUCUUUCCUCAUCCCUCCCCUAGAAUGUAUCUCCAGCCCUCUGCCUGCCAGUGUUAGACUGGAAAGCACAAGGAUGUGAAGCAUUACUGGUGACUGAGAAGGAACACUAAUGGUAGAGGGACCCUGUUGCUCUAACCUCUCUUGCACAAGUGUUUGUGGUAUGCAACACCUUCCCACUUACAAGCCCUUCUCUUCCUCUUCCUCAGCUCCUUUUCCCCAUCAGUUUAUACAGAAUCUUACCCACAGCCCAGAUGUUUCCAUUGCAUGUCAGCCAGUUGUCCAAGCCCUUGGCAGCACACAGGACUGCGAGCGGUACCCCAGGCUGAAGGAGCUGUCUCCCACGGGGUAGGAUGUGCCUUCAGCAAACUAUUUGCAGUUAAUUUAAUUCUCCAUUAUCCUGCUUUUCUCCCAUUGUGAUCCUACCUCCCUCUCUCACUUCCACUGAUGCCUUCCACCACAUUGUGCCGUGGUGUGGGGAGUCCCUCCGAGCCAGGCCAAUGCUGCCAACUCCCUCGGGAUGGCUGUGUGUGCCGGGGUCACAGAGUGUGUCCCCUGAAGCAGGAGGGCCUUCCAUCAGCACUGUUACACCAGUGGGAACGUGCUUUGCUGCAGAAGCUUCUUCAGCUGGUGGGCACAGAGGGGAAGUGAGACAUCAGUCAUCUCAUGCCCUGCAGCAGGAGAGAAAAACCUCUCCUCUGCACAUGGGGAGAAAAACCCUUCAGAGCAAACCGCACACGCUGCCCACUUGUAAAUGAAAGCCAGGGAGGAGGGUGCCAAGCUCAGGGCUCCUGCUCGUGGGAUUUCUUGUUGAGCAUGGGAGAGUUGUCUUUUUUUACUGCACAUUAAAGGAGCAAAGGCUUGAGCCUCCCUUGAAAAUA